Messenger RNA from Hipposideros armiger (great roundleaf bat), 11021 nucleotides. RefSeq names its product zinc finger protein 862-like. The record is from RefSeq and is a predicted model, not a curated record. The transcript is spliced from 8 exons. Gene Ontology annotation, molecular function: protein binding. Lineage: Eukaryota; Metazoa; Chordata; Mammalia; Chiroptera; Hipposideridae. Bases 630 to 4163 code for a protein of 1177 amino acids.
GCCAGCCAACUGCGUGCCCCCGGGGCCGGCAAGAAGCCACAUGCCCCCGCAAGGAAUGCCGGGCCUGUCGGGCGGGGGGCGGGCGCUGGGCAGGGCUGGGCCGGGCAGGGAGCGCCCCGCCGGGAAGGUGGGUGAGAGGGAAGGAGCCAGCCCGCACCCUCGCCCGGCCUGUGCGCCGCCCCGGCCUGAUCGCGGCAUCUCACACUUUACCCGCCCGACACGCUGACGGGACGACCCGCGGGCUCCCGGGUCUGGGGGUGCCCUGGAGGCUGAAACAGGGCGGCUCGGCCCAGCCUGGGCAGCCCCCGCCCCCCUCCGCGCGCCCCCGUCCCGGCCGGCUCGGAGGAGGGGGCAGGCCGUCAUGUUUCCCCACACCCCUCCCCGCCGCCGCCGGCUUUGGGGCCCCGGUGGGGAGCAGGGGGCUGAUUAGCCGAGGAGCAGGGGUGUGGCCAGCGGGGCCCCGGGUAGUGAGUCACACACGCUGCUCGCCCAGUCCCGGGGCGAGCACGGUCCCAGCCCGAGCUGCGCGCUGCCCUGGCCCGAAGAGUGUCGCGGGGCUUGGCAUGAGGACCCUGGGGUGCCGAGGGAGGGGCUGAAGCCCGACGCUGUGGUGGAGGAGGGCGGACAGAAUGACUGAGAACAUGAAGGAGUGCUUGGCACAGACCAAGGCAGCCGUGGGGGACAUGGUGACCGUGGUGAAGACAGAGGUCUGCUCACCACUCCACGACCAGGAGUAUGGCCAGCCUUGCUCUAGGAGACCAGACCCCUCGGCCAUGGAAGUGGAGCCCAAGAAACUGAAGGGGAAGCGGGACCUCAUCAUGCCCAAAAGCUUCCAGCAAGUGGACUUCUGGUUCUGCGAGUCCUGUCAGGAGUACUUUGUGGAUGAGUGCCCGAACCACGGCCCCCCGGUUUUUGUGUCUGACACACCGGUGCCUGUGGGCAUCCCAGACCGGGCCGCCCUCACCAUUCCACAGGGCAUGGAGGUAGUCAAGGACGCCAAUGGGGAGAAUGACGUGCGAUGCAUAAAUGAGGUCAUCCCCAAGGGCCACAUCUUCGGCCCCUAUGAGGGGCAGAUCUCCACCCAGGACAAAUCAGCUGGCUUCUUCUCUUGGCUGAUUGUGGACAAGAACAACCGCUACAAGUCCAUAGAUGGAUCAGACGAGACUAAAGCCAACUGGAUGAGGUACGUGGUCAUCUCCCGGGAGGAGAGGGAGCAGAACCUGUUGGCGUUCCAGCACAGCGAGCACAUCUACUUCCGGACGUGCCGGGACAUACGGCCCGGGGAGCGGCUGCGGGUCUGGUACAGCGAGGACUAUAUGAAGCGCCUGCACAGCAUGUCUCAGGAAACCAUCCACCGAAAUCUGGCCAGAGGAGAGAAGCGGUCGCAGAGGGAGAAGUCUGAGCAGGCUCUGGAUGACCCAGAGGACUUGAGGGGUCCCCUUCAGCUCCCCGUGUUGAGACAGGGCAAAAGUCCCUACAAGCGUGGCUUUGACGAGGGGGACAUGCACCCCCAGGCCAAGAAGAAGAAAAUUGACCUCAUUUUCAAGGAUGUGUUGGAGGCCUCACUGGAAUCUGCAAAAGUGGAAGCCCACCAGCUGGCACUGAGCACCUCGCUGGUCAUCAGGAAAGUCCCCAAAUACCAGGACGAUGCCUACGGUCGGUGUGCAAUGACCAUGUCGCAUGGCAUGCAGAAUGUCAGCCGGACCCAAGGGGAAGGGGACUGGAAGACCCCUCAAGAGGCUGCCACAGAGCCAGGCCCAUUGGAGGAUGAAGAGGAGGAGCCUUCGUCGUUCAAGGCCGACAGUCCCGCCGAAGCCUCCCUUGCAUCCGACCCCCACGAGCUUCCCACCACCUCCUUUUGCCCUAACUGUAUUCGCCUAAAGAAGAAAGUCCGAGAACUCCAGGCAGAGCUAGACAUGCUUAAGUCUGGGAAGCUUCCUGAGCCCCCCGUAUUGCCAGCACAGGUACUGGAGCUCCCAGAGUUCUCAGAUCCUGCAGCCUCAGAGAGCAUGGUCUCCGGCCCCGCCAUCAUGGAGGACGAUGACCAGGAGGUUGACUCGGCAGAUGAAUCUGUCUCGAAUGAUAUGAUGACUGCCACCGACGAGCCCUCCAAGAUGUCAUCUGCCACUGGGCGCCGAAUCCGGCGCUUUAAGCAGGAGUGGCUGAAGAAGUUCUGGUUCCUGCGGUACUCCCCGACCCUCAACGAGAUGUGGUGCCACGUCUGCCGCCAGUACACCGUGCAGUCCUCCCGCACCUCGGCCUUCAUUAUUGGCUCCAAGCAGUUCAAGAUCCACACCAUCAAACUGCACAGCCAGAGCAACCUGCACAAGAAGUGCCUGCAGUUGUACAAGCUCCGCAUGCACCCCGAGAAGACGGAGGAGAUGUGCCGCAACAUGACCCUGCUCUUCAACACUGCCUACCACCUGGCCCUCGAGGGCAGGCCCUACCUGGACUUCCGGCCCCUGGCUGAGCUGCUGAGGAAGUGCGAGCUCAAGGUGGUGGACCAGUACAUGAACGAGGGGGACUGCCAGAUCCUCAUCCAUCAUAUCGCCCGGGCGCUGCGGGAAGACCUGGUGGAGCGCAUCCGCCAGUCGCCUUUCCUCAGCAUCAUUCUGGAUGGGCAGAGCGACGACCUGCUGGCCGACACAGUGGCUGUCUAUGUCCAAUACACCAGCAGCGACGGGCCCCCGGCCACCGAGUUCCUGUCCCUGCAGGAACUGGGGUUCUCAAGCACAGAGAGCUAUCUCCAGGCUCUUGAUCGAGCCUUUUCUGCCUUGGGCAUCCGGUUGCAGGAGGAGAAGCCAACCGUUGGUUUGGGCGUAGACGGGGCCAAUGUCACAGCCAGCCUGCGCGCCAGCAUGUUCAUGACGAUCCGCAAGACACUGCCUUGGCUGCUGUGCCUGCCCUUCAUGGUACACCGGCCCCACCUAGAAAUCCUGGAUGCCAUCAGCGGGAAGGAGCUUCCCUGCCUGGAGGAGCUGGAGAAUAACCUGAAGCAGCUGCUGAGUUUCUACCGGUACUCGCCGCGCCUUAUGUGCGAGCUGCGGUCCACGGCCUCCACCCUCUGCGAGGAGACAGAGUUCCUAGGGGACAUCCGGGCUGUGAGGUGGAUCAUCGGUGAGCAGAAUGUCCUCAACGCCCUCAUCAAGGACUACCUGGAGGUGGUGGCCCACCUCAAGGAUGUCAGCAGCCAGACCCAGCGGGCAGACGCCUCGGCCAUCGCGCUGGCCCUGCUGCAGUUCCUCAUGGACUACCAGUCCAUCAAGCUCAUCUACUUCCUUCUGGACGUGAUCGCUGUGCUCUCACGCCUGGCCUACGUCUUCCAGGGGGAGUACCUCCUGGUGUCCCAGGUGGAUGACAAGAUCGAGGAGGCCAUCCAGGAGAUCAGCCGACUGGCCGAUUCCCCGGGGGAAUACCUGCAGGAGUUCGAGGAGAACUUCCGUGAGAGCUUCAAUGGCAUUGCGAUGAAGAACCUCAGGGUGGCCGAGGCCAAGUUCCAGUCCAUCAGGGAGAAGAUCUGCCAGAAGACCCAAGUGAUCCUGGCUCAGAGGUUCGAUUCCCGCAGCCGGAUCUUUGUGAAGGCCUGCCAGGUAUUUGACCUGGCCGCCUGGCCCAGGAACAGCGAGGAGCUCAUGAGCUAUGGCAAGGAGGAUAUGGUUCAGAUAUUUGAUCACCUGGAGGCCAUCCCGACCUUUUCCCGGGACGUCUGUAGGGAAGGGCUGGACCCCCGGGGGAGUCUGUUGAUGGAGUGGCGAGAACUCAAGGCUGAUUACUAUACCAAAAACGGCUUCAAAGACCUGAUUGGCCAUAUUUGCAAGUACAAACAGAGGUUUCCGCUCUUGAACAAGAUUAUCCAGGUCCUCAAGGUCCUCCCCACUUCCACGGCUUGCUGCGAGAAAGGCCGAAAUGCCCUGCAGCGAGUUCGCAAAAACCACCGCUCCCGCCUGACCCUGGAGCAGCUGAGUGACUUGUUGACAAUCGCAGUAAACGGCCCGCCCAUUGCCAACUUUGACGCCAAGCGAGCCCUGGACAGCUGGUUCGAAGAGAAGUCUGGCAACAGUUACACACUAUCUGCCGAGGUCCUCAGCAGGAUGUCUGCGCUGGAACAGAAGCCGGUGCUACAGACCGUGGACCACGGGUCAGAGUUUUAUCCAGACAUUUAGGGAGCCAGCGUCGCAGAAUUCACUAAGCUGUUGAAUAUUUUUUUAACCUAUACUCAUAAGCUUUGAUAUAUUAUAUAAAUAUAUAUUAUAUUAUAUAUAUAUACAUAUAUAUAUAUAUAUAAACCCACACUGAAAAUUUUUAAAAACUGAGGUGACACAUCCAUCAAGCUACUGGGAGCUUUCAGAAAGGAAUAAUGUCAGAAACUAACUCUUGUCUACAAAAUUUGGCAGCUGCAACAUACGUUGCAACUCAUUUUCAUUCACAGAAGCAUGUGCUGGGAGCCACACGUGUUCCCACCUAACGGUCAACCAACAGCAUAAGCUAAAAUGACGGGUCUCUGUCAUCACCUUUAGGUAGCUCGUUUUGUUCAUGUUUUCGUUUGGGGGGUUGAGGGCCUUGGGUUGGGGUUUAUGUUCUUGCCGUUCCUUUUCUCGUUUGGUUUUAUGAUGGGGGUUUCUUGGCCUCUUCGUUGACAACGCUGGUCCAGUUGAACCCAAUCUCUGAUUUUGGAUAGGGUGGGGUGCGUAUCUGGAUUGGGCUGUUUGACUUGCUCCCUCUCCCACCUGACUUCAGUUUGAGAGAUUUUUAGUCAUUUCCGGACGAGUGUUCUUUCACUGUCUUAGAAACAUAAGUGUUGGUUAAACUGUGACACCCAUCACCCCCCCACCUCUGUCACCUCUCCCAUCCCUAGGUUGUUGAUUUUCCCCUUCCGGUCCCUUGGAUCCUAAAGAUAUUACCUGUUAUACUGAAGGCAAAAUUGCCUGACUACCGAGCUUGAAAUCCUGGGGAAGGAAGGGGGCGGGGGUGAGAUUUUUGCAUUCCUGUUUUCUACAUGGUGUAGGAUAAAAUAAUCAAAUUCCAUUCAGACCCAGGGCUAUUGGAGAAAUGAAGAGCCAAGAAAUCCAGACCCCAACGGGCAGCGAUUUUGGGCUAAAAACAAGUAAAAUGAAAAAUAUGUAUUCGAUUUACAUGAAUAAUUUAUAAUCUCUGUCUUUAUAAUCAUAUAAUGUGUUGGGGGUAUUUUUUUUCCUUUGAUAAUCAAGAAAUGCCUGCUAUAGUUUAGUGGCAGGAGAUGCCAAUGCAAGUUGUGCCCCGGAUAAUGCAUAACUCAAAUGAGAAGUCUCUAGAGAUUCAGUCCUUCUGCAACAGGCUGAUAACCAGCCCUACAAGCUGGCAGGAAGGUAGUAGGAAACUGGGGGAUGCAUCUAUGCCUAUGAACACUUCCUUUUGUGAACAGGGUAGAGAUGUCCUAAAAGAAAGGAAUAAACGAGGGGUAAGAUAGGACUCUCAAGGCAUCAGCCUACACACACACGCACACAUACACACAACACCACGAAAUAAGCUUUAGAAAUAGCCACUUGCCUACUCCCUGGGGCAAGUAGUGGUUUAAUCUAGAGGAGUCGGAUCAAUGCUCUUUUCAUUCACUUCACUACCGGUAUACCUCGCAAGGGAGUUUUUAAAACUAUGUGCGUGAGCUGUUAAAAACUUCUGUUCAUGUUUUCAUACCUGAUUUAUGCAUAUUUGAUAUGCAGAGAUCCUGUAUCAUGGGUGCAGGUCAUAUUUUGGGGAGGGAAAAUCUAUGUUGUCCAUGGUCAGUUAGGGAACCACCCUUCUCAGUUGGCAGAGGGUGGGCAAAGGAUGGUGUGAUCUGGCCACAGGCAAGGCCCCAGUGUCCCCAACCUGCUUGGCUCAGACAUUAGAAAACUGUGGUGGCUUCCUUCCUUCUUGGUUUAUCUUGUCUCCGAGGCCUCAUGCCACCGGUGAGAACCAUAGUGGAGACGUCAUCAACACUGAACAUGUCACCCCCCCCUUCCUGUCCUGCCAGUCCCUUCAUCCCCCCGACACACACAGAUCCCUCCCCCCACCCCCAUGGUCUUGGUGCUAAGAUAACUUUAGAAUCAUUGCUGCUAGUCGAUAGCUUUUCAUUAUAUAAAUAUAUUAUAUAUAUAUUAUAUAUUAUUUUUGAAACUUUUUUUUGUUUGUUUUAAACAGUGAUGUAGCAUGUUAAAAGAAACAAAAACGAACUGGUUUUCUCUGACUGUCCCACUGCCAGGCCUCAUAUGCUGCCUUCUUCAACAAAUCAAUGCACCCCCUGCCUGGUGACAUUCAUCCCCCAAGCCGCCUUCCCCAGUGGCCUGUACUUCCCCACCCUCCUCUGAACCAGGAGAGCAUUAGCAGGAACUAGCAAGGAAGGACUCAAAGCUCUUUCUGAUGCUUUGAAAUCCCCAGCCUCAUUCCACUCCUCCACUUUAAGCUGAUGUCGCUUCCCCCCGCCACCCCACACCUCCCAUUAGGGUCAGUAACUGUGGUCAAGUGGGAUGCUAUUGCAAAGCACAAGGCUCCACGUCUCCCUCCCCAGCCUCCUCUCCACCACAGACACAGGCUAAGAUGAGUUGAAGGCAGAGGAGGGCGGCAAGGUAGGCCUCAGUGGGGGCAAAACCAGUAGGCUGGGGUCCUUUCUUCUAGCCAACAGCUGCCUUAUCCCUUCUCUUCCCUCUACCCCCACUCCGCCCCACCCAUGACUUAGGGACCCCCUAGACCACUCAUUUGCAAACCAGGAAGAGACUCAUUAGUAGCUGCUUGAGCACCUAGUCCGGGCUGCUAAUGUGUUCUCUCCAGAGGCCCUGGCCAAACUUAGCUCAGUUUUUAUCCAGAGGGGAAAAGUAUCCUUUGGACCAGUGCCAUUGUCAACCCUGUAUCUUCUGAGAGAGCCGGGAGCCGGUGACCUGCUUCUGGGGUAGAAGCAAAGGGCUGCUGCUAGCAGCAUGUGGCUAUAGGUGGCCACCUGCUGAGCCAGGGUCCAGAACAGAGAGGAUGAACUCUCUGGAGGGUCUUGAAGUUUGGCAAGGUGCCUCUCAAACUCUGGAUGCCCAUGACCUCUGCUGAAUUCAGCCAGGCCCGGCCGUGUUAGACACGCUGAAGGCCACUUUGCCUUGGGAUAGGGAGUAACCAGGGAAUAGUCGGGGUGACACACCACUGUAAUUUACGUAGGGACUUUUCUCAGCCUGGAUGCUCCUAGGAGGCUCAGAGCUUCUGUCCUGUGAAUGCUGCAUGUGAUUACCUGUGAUUUCUUUCACAGGUGUUUCCCACUCUCUGCCUCCUUGAGGAGGACUCUUGGGUCGACGGGACCUUCAGGGUCUAGCCCAGGGAACCACAUGCUUGGCUAGCCUAACUUCCUUUUGAUGGGUAUAAAAAACUGUGGCUGCUCAGUCCAUGCAUCCAAGUGUGGUGGCUUCAGACAAGACAUGCCCUUUAACUCAGCCCAUGGCUUAGGAAUGACAACCUUUGGCUUAGAAGAAAAUGUUUGUGUCUCUGGAGUGAAGGCUUGUCCUCAUUGGUCUGGCCGAUUAGUGACUUUCUUCAGUCUGGAGGAGGCGGGAAGUGAGAUCAGGUUUGUGGCCAAUUGUGCCAAGCCGAUACAUUGCAGAGCCUGGGAACCAGAAACCCUUGUGAUUAAAAUGGUCUGCUUUCCCACCAUGGAGGGAGAAACACCCAUUGCCAUCUAGUGUCUGUGAAACCUGAGGACAGCCCAGCCCUGUCGGCAGCUUUUGCUGUGUUAGAAUCCUCAAGCUUUGACUGCCUGAUGGAAUAGUUUUUUUGUUUGUUUGUUUUGUUUUGUUUUGUUUAGUGACAGCUGUAGUGCUGGGCAAGUUCUUAUCUCCUCAUUCUCGUUUGAGAAUGAGAACAGUUUCCAGCUCCAGAAACCCUGGAUAGCUGGGUUCAGUGCAGGACCUGAACCAGGACAGUUGGAGGUCUUGGCCCCAGCCCCUCCUCCAUGUAUCCAGGUUAAGUCAUCUUUCCCAGCCCCUUCUCCUUGACUUGCUUAUGUCAACCCUUUAAUUUGGAGGAAGAACCUUGUAAUUAUUUAAGGCAAUGUUUAAAUAGUUUCCAUUCGUUUGGAAGUGAUACCAAGAAGGAGAAAACAGGGAAAAGCAUGUAGAAUGCUAAAAAUAAUCAUGGAGUGACUGAAAUGGACUACAGACUUGGUCCGGCCUGGGCUGUUGGGUUGGAGUCAUUUUAGCUAUUCACCUGGAACCUUAUGGAGUCCCGGAAGUGGCCUGGUGGUUGAAAUGGGACUUGUCUCCUAGACUCUUUCCCCUUCAUUUUUCCUCCUACCCGCUCUAGGAACAGGAAUUCUAUAUCUAGAGCUGGUUUGGGCUUGAAGUCCGGUUUGAUUUUCAAGUAGAAUUUGUGUUUUUUCUUGAUGCUGACACCCAGUUUGAGCAGAAGGCUCCAGUCCCACUGGACCUCACACCCCCUCACCUCUUGAAGUGGCAGGCCCAGCCAGGCCAGCCUGGGACAGCUGAAGCCUGGAGGCCAGGCUGUUUGGAGGGCGCGUGAGCUUGGGACAGUCCCAUUCCAGACACUGGCCUCUUGAAGGUAGUGCUGGGUCUUAGAGUCUAGUCUGUUCUUGAGGAAGGAAGAUUAUGGCAAGAGACACAAAAGCCCCUUUUUCUGCUUAGAGGAAGGCCCCUCACUGCUGUCUGUUCUGGGUGCUUUAGCUGACUGGGUGGAGCUGUGAUAUUUUAAGGAGCCUUUGAAGUGAUCUUUGUGUGUUAGCCAGAGGGAGAAAAUGCCCUUUGGGGAGGAAAAUGGUACGGCCCUCCUCGUCCAUCUGGCUCUCCCUCCCCCACCCUAAUCCCUUCAAGUGGUAUCGCCCUGGAAAUACCUAUGCAAUCCAGCCUCCCUAGGAGAGAGAGGGCAUGGAAGCAAGGGUUUGUGCAGUGUAGAAUACAAAUGCUACAGCAUAUAUAUUGUAUAUAUGGACAUAGACAGUACGUAUACACACAGAGUAAGAGAUUGAAUUACAUCUAUAUAUAAAUAAUAUUCUAUAUAUUUAUACAUUUCUAUGUUUUAAAUAGAUAUAAAAUAAAGUCUAUAGAGAGCUGGGAGAGCAAUGGGAAAGCCUGUGUUGUGCAAAGAGGGAGGAGGCAGAGCCUUUGCAGGAGGAGACAAGGGAGCUAAGCAGGCAGGGUUUGCUGGGAAUGGGGCCUCCUACCAGGAGUGUUGGAGAGGAGAGUAACUGGGUCCCGGCCCUCUCUGUGCACUUUCUCUCCUUCACCACAGGCUUGGUCUGAGGUUGGAAGGAGAUAACUCACCCCCUGAGCUCCAGCUGAAGUGCCCCCUACAAGUCUAUGCUUAGGUGGUCACUGCUACUCGGCAGUAGUAGGACAUGGUCACUGACCCAUGGUGUAGGGACCACUGCACAACUUUCCCCAAAACACCCCCCUCCAGGAACGAGCAGCGUUGGUCGCCAUCGGAAAGGUGCGAAUUGGACCCAGAGUGGUCCAGGAAGGAUGCUGCCCCUCCCCACGCAUUUGCUUCUACUGCCCCCUAGAGGCCAGACCUCUGAAGUACAGCCGCCCUGGCCUCCCUCACCUGCUCCGACACUGUCAGCCAGGGCACUGGAGAAGUGAAGUGGGCAGUGUGAGCAUCGCCAGCCAGCGCUGCUUGCCAUCCAGAGGUUUUCUGGUCAGGGCAGGGGGCAUCAGCUAACGGGGAAGGGGUGGGAGAGACAUAUCUGCACACUCAUAAAUUCAGUAGCAAUUCAUGUUCAGAAGCAGGGCUUUGGCCCAGCCCACUUUGCACAGCUGCUGCUGCUGGCUGUACUCAGGACAAUGGUCUUCCCUCUCCUGCACAGAGGCCCACUGACCCCUCACCCCACCGCCACUGUAACAGGCAGGUUUAGUUCACAUACACUGUUCUGAUUCUGUGACUCAAGGCAGAGGCUGAGCCGGAAGCCCCAAGCUCCUCCCCUUCCAUUGGGGAGGGCUUCUUCCUCAGUUUGUCCCUGCUCUCACCCUCAGCUGGCAAGCAUGUCUGGGGGCCCGAGGGGGCACUGGUGCAGCUGGCAGCAGGACGGAGGGCUUGUGCAGCCCUGACAGAAUCAGGAGCCCAUUUAACUUCUAUAGGUUUCUCUCUGUAGUUUCUUUCCCCUGGAGGCGGGUUGGGGAGCUGAUGAUGGGAGACAGGGCAGCUUUGUGGUCCUUUGUUCUCCAGACCAGCCUCUGACUUUUGGCUCUCCAAAGGCACUCAUCUCCCAUCCCCAAGCCUCCUCUGACUCCCUGCCUUGCUCUUCCCCACCAUUUUACCAACGGACCUCAGUCUCCUGCAGACCCACCCCUAUAUACCUACAGCCCUGGGUGGGUCUGUUCUGUCAAUGCCCACCUCCUCUGCCCUCAUGUCUGCCCGGGUCUCCUUGAGCCACAGCCAGCUGCCAGUCAGGUCUCGAAACACCCUCCAGGGCCUGGCUCAAGGGAGGCCAGGCCUGACCCGAGCCUUCCUCCCACUGUGGUGGAUCAGACCCAUGGCCAGGGGAUGGGCACCCCCGGGUAGCAAUCCCACAAUGCACUGUACCUCAGAGAGAGAGCAGCCACGGGGCAUCAAGGCAUCAGGCCCUCCGUCCAGAGGACAGCCGGUUACAGUACUGCUCACAGAAAGACAAGGGCCAGGCUGCCCUCGACACCCCUCAUUCUUCACUUUUGUCUCUCCGGAAGAGCCAGCAGUCUGAUUCAGCCUUUUUCAGCCCCUGUCUCUCUCCUUCUCUCCACCCCCAUGCUGCUGAACCGUGUCAUUUCAAUCACAAAGGAAAAAUUAAGUGGGGGUGGGGCGAAAUACCUAGGAGUCUAUUAUCACAUACCUAUUAAUAUGUUAAUACUUUCUUUCUUAAAAAAAAGAAAAAAAAACUCUUGAUAUUAUUUUGCAGACUACGCUUUAUAGUACCUGUGUGAUGGGACCUAGAACACUGGAUACAAAUAGAGCUAUGUUGGUUUAUCAUAAUAUGUACGCAGAAACUUUCCUUUUGUCAUAUUAUCCUUGUAAUGUAAGAAGAUUGUUAAUAAAAGCAUUUAAAUUUA